Molecule: messenger RNA, 10987 nt
Organism: Porites evermanni
Lineage: Eukaryota; Metazoa; Cnidaria; Anthozoa; Scleractinia; Poritidae
Source: the annotation of a GenBank genome assembly
AAAUCAUAACGCGUUAUUAUUUGCUUUGUUGUAUGCAUAAUCAUUAAAUCUAGGUAUAUCACAGGAGGACUAGAUAUCAGAGUUCAGUUGGCCGUUGUUAUAUUUCAAUUCAGUACGCUUUCGUAAUCAGACAUCCUCGCGAAAACGAGAAAGAAAGCGGAAAGGAAUUUUAUCGUUCGCGGCAAUUGCAGGCAAGAAAUCAGCUGGCUCAAGUGUGAGUAUUGUUAAGAUCUAACUAAGAUAGGUAUUUUGUGACGUAUCACUGAUUCGCUUUGAUUUACUCGAGGAACUGCCGAGUCUAAAUUUCAGAUUUUAAGCCUGCUCGGUUUUUACCAUAACUAAUGAUACCUCAGUCAGACUUAUAUUCGUGGAUGUAAAAUUAAUUUGCGUGGCGCCGAGCUCAAAGUUCACUUCAAAGUUACCCGCUAUAUAUAGUUAGUGCUAACAGCACUAGGGCCAAAACCUCGUUAGGCAAAAGGUUAUGGAAAUUUGGAGGUAAGUUCUCUUUGAUAUUCCAUGCAUUCUUGGGGUCAUACGAAAUGAUAUAAAAUCACCUUCAAGAAAACGAAACUUCUAUUGUUUACGAUGCUAAAGACUUGCCGCUUUAGCAUCCUUAUAAAAUACUUGCAUAAACAAAAUCAAUAUCUUCAAUAUAACAUCAGUAACAGUAGAUCGAAAUAAUUCAAGUUAAGUCUCCUUUUUUCCUUCUCUUUAUGGUUGUUUUGACAUUCUCGGCUUUCUUUUAUUUCUGUCUAAAAUGACCGACACUUGGAGUGCCAGCAAUCCCUGGAGGAUUGCCGCCCGGGCGACCAUAGUCUCUUCUCUGCUCGUUCGUUCCCUUCAGUCUCGCGCGGACAGCUUACUCGCCCCUGUAGAUUGACUCAAAAGGGGCUGCUAUUUAUCCAUUAUGAACGGUUGUGACUGAAAUGGAUACCCCAAAAUCAGGCUGUCUAGGUGAAAGAAGUGUUAUACCUUGAAGUAAUGAAAGAAGGAGGAAAACAGACUGAACUCGUAUGUGAGACCGGAACCCGCGUCAUUUCAUUAAAAUCCUUAUCCAUAUCCACUACACCAUCAAGAGCUAACUGCCGACACCAGGAACUGUUGAUGUACUUUACGAUUUCAUGGCAUUGCUCAUUACAUUUUUUUAUUGUUAACCUAACCGUUCAAGAGGGCUUAGCCCUAAUCACUUUACUUCGGUACUAAACUCUAUUCUCAACUCUUUUCUUUACACAACUGGCUCUCUCUGAUAUUCCCACUUUUCCUCCGGCAAUAAAUUCAAAAAAAUGCUUCUUUACGAGUAUCAUAAAGUUGUGUAAAACAUGGUGUCCACCUGUGAAAACUCCUUUAUGUGAAACAGGCCCUCAAAUCAGGGUUUGGAAGAUUAUGACAAGGGUAAAACUUCAAAAUUAAAUCAGUCCACAAUUGGCCACAUGUUUCCUGAGCUACCUAAUUUAACUUCCCCUAGAAAUUUUCGUAUAUAAGAUGUGUUCAGAAACUCUAAAGCUGGUCAUUAGUAACAAACGGGACUUCAAAUCAAUCGCUCGCUAUAGCAGUUGGUUAGUUAUUAUUAAUAAUAAUUAUUUAUAUUUUCAUGCGAAAAUACUGAAUUAACUAGAAAAAAAUAAAGGAAUUCAUAGGCCAAAGUAGCCAAAAACAGAAGGAUGUUUCUUUCCCGCUCAGCUUCAUGGCAACAAAAAACAACAACAAAAGCUUUAUUUGCAUGAUCAUAAAGAUGUUACAGUAUUGUAAAAGCUACAAGUGUGAAUUUAAUUCCUAAGUCAAACAUUACACAUCUAUUCAUUCAUUUAUCCUGGUCAAUAGCGAUACUCACGCUGACGUUACCUAUUGAUAUUAAAUAAAUGUGUCAACUAGAAGCACAUUGGUUCAUGAAACAAAAGAUCACCGGCUUUUGAUUCACUCAUUUGUCAUAACAAAAACAGUGUCUGUAAACAAUGAUGUCUCCCAUAAUGUGGAGAGAGCUAGCCCGCUUGCUUGCGCUUUUUUCUGCUCUUGUUUGACCCGCCGAAAAAAGGGCUCAACCUCGGUGUAAGAACCUGUUAAACUAACGGGUGACGUAAACGAAGAAAACAAAGAAGUAAACACAAUAGAACCCAGAAAAACAAAAGGUGCAACACAAAGAAAAUGUUCACAGGUUCUUACACCGAGGUAAACCCGAAAAAAGCGUCUGCUCCCGCAGGCUAAGUGAGAGUAGGAAGGGACAGUAUAAAGGGGGUUGGUGGUAAGGGUGGGGGAAACAGGCUUUCUAUUCCCAAUUUUUCCGGAUUCCGGAAUUGGGAUUCCCUCAAAUGGGGCGAGUUGGAUAACGGUUUGCUCAACGGAUGUACCGUACGUGGUUCCGCCUUCGGUUUUUGUACAGGUGGUGAUAAUAAAUGGUUCACUGAUCCUGCGUUUAGGUUUUGUAAUGUUAGUCAGAUUGUCUGAUCAGUCUUCAGGCACAACUUGAGAACGGCUUUGUCUUAAGUUUAAAGAGCUUUCACGAACGUGAUAAUGGUGGAUUUAACUUGCCUGGUUGCAAACUUGAUUGCUAAUCUUAAGGUACGAAUCUUAGUGGACGGUGGCAAAAUUUGUUUUGCAUGACAAGUAAAUUUAAAUUCUGUGUGCCACCCCGCCAUUGUGAAUUUUAGAAUAUUUUAAUAUUACAAAAUAAAUGUAUCGUCAUCUAAUUACAAUAUGCAGUCUUCCCACGGUCAGAUUCCUUCACGCUGCAAAGGUUACCAAAACAAUAUCUUGAUAAAUACUGAGUUUGCAUAAGUUGUCAUUUCGACGACGAAAGCUAACGGAUCGAUCCUAACGGCAAGGUAAGGAAAGGUUUGAAUAUUGUUGUUUCUGUUUUAGCAUGUUCUACUUACUAAAUACGUCCAAUAUUACAGUGGAUUUCUAUAAAAUUAGAACUCAUGAACCCAUACAAUGGAACUUAUUGGAAACCACAAAGAGUUGUUUUAAGUUUUUAAGACCUGUUUGUACAAUUACAGUUGACAUUUUAAAGUUUUCCUUGCACUCCACUUGCAUGCAUGGUCAUGCAUUUGCUUUACUUUGAGCAAGUACUGACUGAGUAAUAAUAGCACAAUCAUAAUCCGUAGUGGUGGACUUCAACAUCAUAAUAAGGAACCAUUGUUAAUCACGUUUUGUCCGCCCAUCAAUGUCUGCAUCUUGAUAGAUUUACUAUGAACUCGAAGCGAUUUGUUAUCUUUUGGUGUGAAUUUAAGGCAAACUUUUGAAACGUAGGAUUUGCCUACAGGUGAGUUAAAUGCUAGCUAUGGUUGCAGUUUUAGGCCCCAAACUUUAAUUAAAGUGAAUAUAGAUCUCAAGAAAAGAUUCCCCUACUUCGCGAGCCCACAAAGAGAAAUAAAGAGUGCAUUCCAGAAAGAACUUGAUUAAGACAAUGUUGUUGACUUUAACUCCAUCGUGACGCGAAUUUUUAUACUUUUCUUAAAGUCUUUAAGGUACUGGUGAAUUCUUACACUAACUUUAUUGGAUCGUUGUACUUGAAUUAAACUUCUUUUUCAACUUUGUAACGGUAUUUCUCCUCUGUAUGCUAAAUAAAUAUGUUUAAGUUAAAGGUAAGUCAGUAAAGCCGCAAUUAAGCUACGAUUGACUUAAUCUAAAUUCAGUUUGAUUUUCAAAGCAAUGUCAGGGCCUAAUUUUCGUAAUUUUCUUAACAAAUUAUGACUAACACCGGCAUAGCUUAUAACAAUAUCAAAUUUUUGGCUCUUUGUUUUAUUUUUUUUAGGUUGUAAAUUUAACAAGCGUUUAAGGUAGUUGUGACUGAAAAUUCUGGUCGACUGCCUGAUAAUCUAAGAUUAAGAAACAUCUUUGUUUAUCACCUCGGGGAACUGGCUAAUCAAUUAUUAUAUUCAAAUAUAUUGCACUGUUAUUGUGGUUUCGCCAGGAGGUCAAGAAAGGUGUCACAGUUCCAACAUAUUGUUAAAAAGACAAACAAGUUCAUCACCAGUUAAACAACGACACUGAAGUCUUUGGAGUUAAGAUAUCUGGACCCAAAGUCGGCGAUUUUUGGGUAUACUGCUUUAAAACCGUAAAGCAUAUAAACAACUUACAAUAAUGGUUAAGUUCGGUUUUUAAAAUACUCUUCAACUCUACCUAAAAUAAAGCUUUGGUAAAACGGACAAAAAAAACGUGCAACCUGUCAUGUUUAGCAACAUCGUGUAACAUGUUUUGCAACAUUGCUUCAAAACGAGUUGAAAAGCGAUGUUUUGCGUUUUACCGCCAACGAAUAAACCUGUCUUGUAACAAAUCAGGUUGUUGAAGGUUAAGAAAAGUUGUUGCUGAUAUUAAAGUAGUCUACUUUUAACACCACUUUUCGCAACCCACAACAAACUGCUUUGUGCAAGACAGGUUGAUUUGUGGGGGUAACGCUCGACAUCGCCUUCCAACUCGUUUUGCAGUAAUGUUGCAAAGCAAGUUGCACGUUUUUGUCGCCCGUUUUAGCGUCCUUUAAAACUACUGUGCGUGUACAUGUGUAUGGGUUUCGAUAACUGGUCGUAACUGGUAAGAACGUACGUAAACUUAACCGUCUUUAGGAUUUUUACGGCGAGGAAAAACAACCAACCUAAAUUAACCUAAAGUUCAUUGGCUUGCCGCGAGUACUAAAAUAAACAUGUAAGCCAAUCAAAAACCUAGUGGGAAAAAACAAAACAGGCUUUUAAAUAAUGGGCCUAUCCUUUCAUAGUAUUAUAUUUGUACGGCUUAUCAACGAAAUUCCUAAAAAGACAGUUGCAAGGAUUAUUACUCUUCAGUUUUUUGAUGUCUACAUCUUAAUCAGUUUUUAGCGCUCUUCCGAUGGGUCAGUUGCAAACAAACCAGAGCAGGGUACAUGCCUCACACAGGUAGUACGAUACAUUUGCAUUAUAUUGUCAGUUAAAGCAGGUUUUAAUCUUGAAUUCAUCAUUCCAGUUUUGUAGGACUUAAAAACGAUGGGGAUUAUGUCUAUGGCUUUCGUUCUGCUGCUUUGUGCUCCACCCUUAAUAUCAGGUAUGUCAGUGCAUUGUUGGAUUGUCACUGUUUGCUCAUAAUUACACGUGCGUGAGAUACUUAGGACAGUCUUGUUUUUCAGUUUCCCGCAUGGUCACAGUAAUGAAUAUUCGGAUAAUUUACGAUACAGUAGGAUAAUUGUCAUACAGUAAAGCACCGUCUAUCUGAUAAUAAACUUGUUUUCGACCUAACAAUCCCUUGGAAAAAAAAGAAAAAACAACGCAAUGUAGCGCUUUGAGUACCGCGGGGGACUCCGCAUAUGAAAGGGGGGAGGGGGACGCUCGUCGUCUCGCUUAGGGGUGUAAAUUUCGCAUUUUGGUCUCACUUAGGGUGUUUUGGGCAAAACGCCAUCAUAUUUAGCCGUGCAGGUCUCGUUUAGGGUUGCACGCGAAAAAAUAUAAAAAUAUAUAUUUGAUAUGUAUAUUUUAAACUAGUUUUAUUUUCUCCAUUCAUAAUCCAAGUUUUCUCAUUUGUCUGUGUUUUAACAUGAUCUCUUUUAGGGGUCAAAAAAAGCUUGGGCCACGACCGGAUCGGUCUCCUUUAGGAGUUUAAUUCAAAAUUUCCGACGAGCACUCCCACCCCUUUCAUAUGCGGAUCGGAGUUCCCUCCCCCACCCCCGCCCGGGCUUUGAGUAUGACUAGUAAAGGGAUACACAAGAGGACUUGAAAAUCAACAGCUCAGACGCUAGGUCGCCUUUGAACACCCUGUUUUAACCAAAUAAAGCAUACGGUAUACGCCAUACCGUAAUUGGUUCUUAAAAUGGUAGGGGAACGGGGGCAGAGUUAAUCUCUUUUGAAGGAGCACUUGUCCUAGAAUUCUCAGUAAAACCUGAAUUUUCUUUCCUCAUUUUAGGACAAUCUAAGCCGCUACCUUCCGUGUACAUCCAAAUGGAUUUCAAAUUCACCUGGAAAGAGUUUUGUCUCUUGGAAACAUACUUCAAGACCAAAAUCUCCGAAUUGAUUGUUCAGAAGAACGGCGAUCUUAUAACACUGUCGCAAGUGCAUCUCAACAAUUUUGACGAAAACUGCCCUGCGGCAAGGAACAACACAGAGAAGGCAUCCUUGCUGUUUUAUAUCAUAAAAUCGGGAGGAACCUACCAAGAUGUGGAUAAGGAACUCACCAGACACACGUUCGAGGUUCUCUAUUACUUGGUAGAAAAUAAACUUGGACGACUAAUUGGGCCAUUGUUUGAACUGAAGGUAUGUUUACGCUGUUAAGACUUGGAUAUUUGUUGCUCACAGACAGACAAAUCAAUCAAUCAAUCAUUCAAUUAAAAUAAUAAAGAUUUAGAGAGAAAGAACAUCAACUUUUUGAUAACAGGUGAAAUCCCUUUUCAGGUUUAAGCAGUAUUCAAGUCAGUUUGAUUCGGAUUUUCCUCUGUUUCCUAGCCCUAAUAAUUCAUAGGAGACAAGAAAACUCUGGUUUAACCUAUUCUUGAUCCAACUGAGAUUUGAAAACGUUGCCGGUUUGCGAAGUAAGUAAAAAAGCAGAGUAUCCAGUGACCCCUCUCCGAGCACGGACCACAACUAACUACAAAUGUAACCCAUUUUUGGCAUUGACGUCAGGCCACACAGUGGUGGGGAGUAAGUAUACUCACCCUUUAGUAUUUGCCACUAUCGAGCCAUCUUGACCGAAGAGGCUUGGCUAAUAAAGGAUUUAUGCAGGAAUUGCAUUAUCCAAUGAUUCAGUUUUUAAUAACAAAUAUACAUAGCUAUUUGCGCCGCAAAAGGGUAUGGUUUCGACUCCUUUUGGUCUGAAAUUUUUGGUAUAGUUUUCCUGUGUUGUGGAUCAGUGGGUGCGACACUAAAUGACUUAAUAAAAAAAGGCACAAACCAAUCAGGCCCACAGCACGACAAGAACACCUACUCAGCUACACAGUGUCCUCAAUAUCAAGAAAUACACAGCCUUUUGGAUCUGAAACAAAGUAAGGUUUUCUGCUUUCUGGAAGCAGGGUCUGGAAUUUUUUUUUUUCUUCUUUCUUUCUCUCCCUUUUCUUGCAAUCACUCGUCUUUUUAAGAACACCGGUUCAAGCCUGAGAAAUGACGUUUUCUACAAGGCCUCUGGAAUAUCGGCAUGCGGCAAAAGCGCUGUGCGUUUGUAGACCGCAAUAGACAUAUCAAUUCUCCCAGUACCUGACAAAACAGCAAUAAGUUCAACCGAUAUACAGUCGACUCUCUCUUAACGAACACCUCUAUAAGACGGACACCUCUGCGUAACGGACACCUACAGUAGAGUUGGUCCCUGCCUUUCGUUAUUCCCUUUAUUUGACUCGCUAUAAAGCAGACAUCUCUCUAAGACGGACACUUACUACCGGCCCCAGAGGUAUGUCCGACUUAGCGAGAGUUCACUGUAUCUUUUAAAAUUUCCUAUUACUUUGUAGAUCGACAGAGUGAAAGCAAAAGGCGCUGACGCUCCCCCAAUGCCUACAGGUUUCACAGAAAUGGAGAGAACGUAUAUCGCUCUUGGAAUAGCAGUUGGCAUCUUAGCCAUCUUCAUAUGUGUCCUCGUUAUAGUGGUAAGUCACCAAUAUAAUAUUUUUAUUGUUCAGUUUUUAAGGGGCUACUGGAGGAUAUUGCUGUUUUUAGUCAUUACUUACAGCCUUUACCCUCGCACAAAAUGCAUAAUUAAGAAAUGAAAAACUACCACGUACCAGACAUCCUUUCUCAUUAGAAGUAGUAGAAUUUGGAAUUGUCUAGCGGAUGAAGUAGAUUUGAGUUCAUCGACCUUAGCUUCCUCUAAAUCGGGUUUUUUUAAUUAUUAUAAGUCCGCGUAAGCUGUUUCCUAUGAUUGUGAGUCUCCCUGUUUGAAAUGUAAUAGUGCUUGUCCCUUGUCUCGUCCAAUAACUUGUUGUAUGUAGCUGUAGUUUUUCUCUUAUCCCUGUGUCUUUUAAUAUUUGUUUUUUUUUAAAUUAGUAUCCGGGCCCGCUGUAAUUGGCCACAGCUAUUGCGGUGUCCCCUGCCAAUGUUCUUUCUGUUUGUUUGUUUUUUUGGCGAAGCUAAUAAAACAAAAAACAAAAACAAAAAACAAAACAAAACGCUCCUGAGGAGUCAUAGAUGUGUCUUUCUAAAAUAAUUCAGUUUACAAUACUCAUUAUAAAAUCUACCAACUAAAUUUACUUUUUGUCUAUUUUCCAUUAUUCAGUAUUACACCAAGCAGCAUAUAAACCGAAAGAGAAACCCCCCGAAACACACCACUGGAGAAGAAAAUAAAGGACUAGAAGUCAUUCAAUCCCAACCUCAGAAUGCCAACAAACCUUAUCCCGUUAAUGAGGAAGCGGUAAGUUGGCGACUUGCAUAUAUCGCGCGUUGUUUCAGUUAAGUACCCGGGGGAGGGUAGGGGUACUCCCUUAUAUGGCCUAUACGGGGAUGUGCCGCUGGACAGGGUUUGGUUUUCGUCCUCUGCUCUGUCCUAAACAGGGUUAUAAUUUUGCACGAGUCUUUUCUAAACAGGGAAUGUGUUUGUACCUUCAAGAAGCAAUGACUGUAACAUGAUUUUCUCAAUCGCCAUUGCCAAUAAAUAGCUUUAAACAGAAAGGUGAAGGGCUCCUGCUUUAAAGCGAUACGGCGCGCACUUUGUCCUUUCUCCUAAACAGGAUAAUAAAAUUGAGGGAAUUGUCUUAAACAGGGUACUAAAAUUGAGGGUGUUGUCCUAAACAAGGUAUGUUUUUUAGGAAGCGGCUCACCUAUACCCAAAUAUUGGUCGAGUACCCUUCCCCCGGGUUAAGUGUACGAGGUCCCAAUGGGGUGGUAGCUUUGACGGUUAAUUUUUUUUAAUUUAGACGGCUGAGGGUCAAAUUAUAAAGCUUUGGACCGCUGACGGUUGACGGUUAUUAAGGAGAAAUUUGUUCCAAGAGUAAAUAUUAUUUUCUGUGCAAAUUAAUAUUAACCUUUGCGUCUCGGAGGUUGUCUUGGUCUUUCGUUUUUCAAAUUUCGAAAUAUUUUCAGAUACAGUGAAACUUCCAUUAAGCGGACCCCCAAUUAAGCGUGCACCCUCCAUUGUAUAAGCAAGUCGCAAGGUCUUGUAAUGUCUAGAGAGGGUGUGUUUUGAGAAUGUGGGAACUAAGCUUUACACUUAAGAGAUUCUUUUUAGCCAGAAUCCCGUGAAGAUAACCUGAAAUAGUUAAAUUUGAGAUACCUUAAAACUUUUUGACGGUUAAUCAAAUCUGCAUUUUUGGCGGUUGACAGUAAAACAUAACCUUUUUUUGACGGUUGACGGUUAAAAUCUUAGACCGUUUGACCUAUGACUGAGGCCCUCUUAAAAAGGUGCGCUCCCCAGAAAGGGUAUAACGAGCCGCAUGCCAUUCAUAUCCGGAAAAGUGAUAAGCUGACUUACAUUUUAUAAUUAUUAUUUGGCUGGUUCCGUGAGAGGGCAAGAUGAAUCUGGUCGUCAAAAUAUAACAAAGUUCUCUAAAGUUUAAGGAGAGGAGGAGACGUAUGUCAUCGGGGGCACCCAACGUCAAUUUUCGGAAGAUACCUGUUCGGAAGACGAUUUGCGAUCUAGAAUUUUCGGAACAUUUGCCGGUAAAAUUUCUUGCUUGUCUGGCUCUCCUAGGAACUUGUAAAAAAUGGUAUAAUUGCCCAUUUUUAACGGAUUUUUACCCUAAAAAGGUCACCAAAAAUUUUCGGGAGCCUUUUUUCUGGUUGAAAUUUUCGAAAAGGUAAGUUUUGAUCCCUAUAAUUUUCGGGUCACUAGACUUUCAGCUAGGAAAUCCGAACAGAUGAAAAAGUUUUAGGGGAUAAAAAUAUGCCUAUAUCUACCGUUUAAAAUACUAAAAUACUUUUAAAAACGCUAUGUUUAAGUGGUUUGAACUAUAUUCUCGUUGGGUGCCCCUGUGUCAUGUCUGAGUUAUAAACAAACAUGCUCACCUUUCGCGUAGUCCCUGCCGUUUGAACAUCUUCGAGAAGCACUACUUAGUGAUGGGAGCUAAUAAGGGUGACUGCUGUAUAAAUGGAGCAGAUGACCGGGGUAAGACCUCGAGAUACCUCGCUGUAGUCUAUCGUUUUCUUGCUUCGUUUUUCGUUUUUAACAAUUAUUCCUCGAGCCCGAAUGGGCUCUGAGUCAAUAGCCCAUGAGGCCGAAGGCCGACUGGGCUAUUGACUCAGAGGCCAUGAGGGCGAGAGGAAUAACUGUUUGAGUAAAAUACAACUAGUUGGUCAAAAAUAUCGAGACAAAACAACUUAAAGCAAGACUUUAAUCCUUUUUUGCCGCCAAAAAUCCGGCGCUUUUCGCUUCUAGUGGGCUGUAACACAUAGCCCAGUAGUUUCUCAACCAAUCAGACCGCAGCAUUGAUAAUAGACCACUAGUUGGAUUUUACUAAUAUGUUUUAGCUGGGGGAAAGCAAAAGAAAACAAAACAAAAAAUCAAUAGGUCCCUAACCUGGUUCCGAAGGUUCGUAUAGCGCCCACCUUUCGCAGUUUCGCUGCUCACAUCCUCCACUUCCCCGGGAACCAUAAGAAAAACAAAAGAAACCCAAGGCAAUAGAUCCCUGACCCUACCCCCGAAUCUGCGUUUUACUGACAGUCCCGACGCCCUUUAAACUAGCUACAUAAGUAAUCAAUUAUUUUUAUAUUUUUAUUAUUAUUUUUUCACAGGCACCAAGUGCCGCCGAAACAAAGUUCUAAUGUCACACGGCUACAGCAAGCUGUUGCUCAGUUCUCAGUUGCUCUGGUUUGUUGCCACAGCAACAAUAAACUCCAGUGCAUUUGGAAUAAGUGUAGUUUACCACAAUCUGAAUAUUUGGAACCUACUUUAGUUAUCACAUAGGACGAAUGUAUCCGCUGGUAAAGUGUUAGGAGGCAGCAAAUCCAUUGUAAGACCUCCUUUAAAAUUUUCUCCAUUGUGUUUUUUGAAUUCCAGACUUAAUAUUCUUUUUCGGUAGAAUGGAACUUGACAAUAUUCUGUUAUUUCACUCUGUCAACAACAACAACAGCAGCAGCAACAACAACAACGAUAACAAGCUCCAGAGGGUUAUUAAAUG